This is a messenger RNA of Selaginella moellendorffii, 1394 nucleotides long. RefSeq lists its product as uncharacterized. NCBI's taxonomy places the organism in Eukaryota, Viridiplantae, Streptophyta, Lycopodiopsida, Selaginellales, Selaginellaceae. The record is from RefSeq and is a predicted model, not a curated record. The coding region runs from base 1 to 1371 and encodes 456 amino acids. The transcript has 4 exons.
AUGGAAGGCCGUUCGAAUGAUGCUGAAAAUGAUCUCAAUGAUCUCUUACGAAAUUUCAGCAAGCGUCUGGACAAGAAGUUGAAAGAGGAGAUGUUCGUAAAAGUUACCAAAGCAAUUGAGUCUGUUCUCGACAACGGUUGCUCAACAGAACAGAGCGGAAACAAAACGGGACUCGUCAAUAAACCGGAGGUUAGAAAGCCGACUCCGGAAACAAAAAAUGACUUGGCCUUCCAAUCUUGUGGCUACGAGAGGCCAGCUAGUUGCGACGAUCAACCAGAACAAAAAUCGAAAAGAAACAAUUCGUCCUGUGCUCCCAAUGGUUAUUCCAACGUUUAUUUAUCUCCUGUUUAUGAAGAACAAAGACAUUACAGCGAUCAUGACCGAUAUAGAACAAGUUCAAGCCAUAAGGAUGCAGACAAGGAUUAUUCACUCGAGAAACCGGAUCAUCGCAACUUGGAGAAAUCCUUUGUGGCAGCAGAACAAGGCGAACUGCGCGACCUCGAAACAGCUGUGCAGAAUCUCAGCGUGGUUUGUCAAGAGCAUAAAGAAAAGCUUGAAAAUCUCAGUUUUGGCGACUGUGACAAAGAACAGCAUGACGUGAAACAUCUGCGAGAGCACUACGUGACGAUUUUGAAGCAAAUAGGAACUCAUGUCAAUGACUUAAACUGUGACAUUGAAGAGUUUUCACAGGAAAAACAGGAUGCGACUAACGAGUUCAAGGUUUCAGAGCUUUCUGAAGAAGUCAAGGCAAAAGAAAAAGCUCUCCACCACGCCGAGGAAGUAAACCAGCAGCUAGCGAGUGAAAUGUCCAAAACCGAGACGGCACUUUCGCUACUUCGACUUCACUGCACUGAUCUGAAGACAUCGCUGGAGGCCGAGGUGGAAGAAAGCAAAGGCGACAUACAAUUGUUAGAGAAAACGAUAAUGCAAUUGAAAGAAGACUUGACAAAGAGCGUAUGCAAAGGGGCGACUCUGGCAGAAGACUUGAAAAAGAGCGAGUCAAAAGUAGCGGUGCUGGAAGACGCUGUGAGCGGCAAAGACUCGGAAGUCCAAGAGGUAAAGAAGAAGAUGUGUGGGAUACAGAAGGAAGCGGAUGAAGCUCUGCUUGAAAAGUACGAGCUUGUCAAGCGGGUGCACGAAUUCAAGCGAGACGCGAAUGAUCAAAAGCAACGGAUAGAUGAGCUAGUCGGGAUCAACGACGAGCUUUUAGUCUUUGCUCAAGGGAAAGAAGCAGAGGUGACUUUGUAUGAUCCAAGCUCUAAAGUGAGUUUUCGUUUUACAGGUCGCGUCAAACACUGCGCAAAUCAAAGCUCUCCAAGAAGAAAACGCGAGGCUGGCAGCAGCAGUCACGCAGGCCACCAAGAAACUUAAAGAGAAGGACGAUCUAAACUUAG